Anopheles coustani is the source of this 1153-nucleotide messenger RNA. Its product is annotated as leukocyte receptor cluster member 1 homolog. The transcript has 2 exons. Lineage: Eukaryota; Metazoa; Arthropoda; Insecta; Diptera; Culicidae. The record is from RefSeq and is a predicted model, not a curated record. The coding region runs from base 91 to 1134 and encodes 347 amino acids.
AAACAUCGCACCUAUCGCAUCACACAAAAAAGUUAAUCUUCGAGGUGAUAAAAUAAGGUUCCAACUUCGCAAAAGGGUGGUUUAUUCACUAUGAAUAUUCUACCGAAAAAGAGAUGGCACGUUCGGACCAAAGACAAUAUCGCCCGUGUCCGACGGGAUGAGGCAAAAGCUGCAGAGGAAGAAAAGGAACGGCUACGGAGGGUUGCCUUGGCCGACCAAGAAGCUCGUAUAAACUUAUUGCGUGAAAAAUCUCGCGGCAAGCAACAAGACGGUCAUACCGAACCUACCGUUGAAAGUGAAAUCAAUGCACGAGUGACGAGACAGGAACACGUCAACUUCUUUUCGGAACUUGAGGAAGGUAAGCACGAUGGCGUUAAGCGCAGCAAUUUGGAUCAUGAGAAGGAAAAGAAAGAAGAGCAGGAAAAGUACGAAAAACAAAUCGGGUACCUCACGUACCUCGGGCAGGAUACAAACGAAGCCCUCGGUAAACGGGACUGGUACGAUACGGCACCGAAGCGGGAGGAAACGCUCGACGAUCACGGGAAGCCCAUAGAGGUUGGAUUGAAAACCAAAAGCUAUCACGAUCCAUUGAAUGUGAUUCGAAGGUAUGUUCCGAGCACAAAGUUCCAGCCCUCCGUUCCGUCCACUUCAAAGCCACCGGAGGAAACAUCCGCCAACUCGGCCCAGCUCCUUCCAACAAAGCAAAUAUCAUCCUAUCAACCGCUCACAGAGCAAAGUAAACGCAAGCACUCUAAAAAGCGACGUUUGAGCGUAAGCUCGUCCGACACAUCGCACUCGAAAAGGAAAAGUAAGAAGCACAAAAAAGAUAGCGAGAAAAGGAAGAAAAAGGAAAAACGGAAGAAAAGGAAGCAUAAAAAAUCAACCUCGGAAGACAGCGAUAGCACUGAUGAGGAACAAUUGCGGAUUAAGAAAGCUAAUCUGGAACGAAUGCGAAAGGAACGCAUUGCGAGGGAAAGGGAGGAAAAAGAAAGGACAGAAAAAAUGCUAGCACGGCUACGGGGUGAUCCGGAACCUGUACCACCAAAACCAAAAGAAGUCCCACAAAAUCAACCCUUACGUCAAAAGUAUAACUCCCAAUUUAAUCCGGAGCUCGCAAAGCAAAAUUACGAAUAAAAUGAUAAGAAUUGUAAAA